AUGAAAUUCGGAAAGAGCCUGAACAACCAGAUCGAGAAAACACUACCCCAAUGGCGCGACAAGUUCCUAUCGUAUAAGGAAUUGAAGAAGAAAUUGAAACUUGUCGAGCCCAAACACACCGAGCAACGCUCCACCAAACGCCCAAGGCUCGAUGCAGACAUGUCCAAGGAGGAAACAGACUUCAGGAACUCACUCGAAGAAGAACUCCACAAAUUCAACACCUUCUUUGAGGAGAAAGAGGAAGAGUGCAUCAUCAAAUUGAAGGAGCUACAAGAUAGGGUGGGCAAAGUAAAAGAUUCUAAUGAGCAAUUAAUGGAAAUUCGCAAGGAGAUUGUUGAUUUCCAUGGAGAGAUGGUCUUGCUCGAAAACUAUAGUGCUCUGAACUACACAGGACUAGUGAAAAUACUAAAGAAGUAUGACAAGAGAACUGGUGCUCUCAUUCGCUUGCGUUUCAUUCAGAAGGUCUUGCAACAGCCUUUCUUCACCACUGAUCUGCUCUACAAACUUGUGAAGGAGUGUGAAACAAUGCUGGACCACCUUUUCCCGGUGAAUGAUCCUUCUAUUUGUGGGGAGGCAACAACUCCCCAAGCUGAGGGGUGUGAUGCUUCAACUGCAAGCAGCAGUAAGAGUGAUGAUCUGCUGAUGCCAAAGGAUUUAGCAGCCAACCAGCACCACCACAUUGAGAGCCUCUAUAUGAAGAGUACCAUCACAGCUUUACAUGUUUUGCAGGAAAUUAGAAAGGGAAGUUCAACGAUAAGCAUGUUUUCAUUGCCACCGUUGCAGAUGAGUGGCUUGGAAGAAACAUGA
This is a messenger RNA of Sphenostylis stenocarpa, 807 nucleotides long. The record is from the annotation of a GenBank genome assembly. Lineage: Eukaryota; Viridiplantae; Streptophyta; Magnoliopsida; Fabales; Fabaceae.